Molecule: messenger RNA, 1071 nt
Organism: Fusarium tjaetaba
Lineage: Eukaryota; Fungi; Ascomycota; Sordariomycetes; Hypocreales; Nectriaceae
Exons: 2
Coding region: 1-1071 (356 amino acids)
Cellular component (GO): periplasmic space
Molecular function (GO): lyase activity
Source: RefSeq, a predicted model, not a curated record
AUGAAACUUCAAUUCCUGAUCCUUGGUUUAGAAGCUUCCUUUGCCCUCAAACCUGUACAUGCGGCAAGUGAUAAGAACGCUUCUCCUUAUCGUCCCAUUCCAACCAACGCGCCCAAGACAUGGGUUCACCCAGGAGUUUUCGUUUCCGGGCCGCAGCUCGACUACGUUGCCAAGAGGAUCAAGGCUAGGGAGAAUCCUUGGACAGAGGCAUUGGAUUCCAUGCUUAACAUGUCGUAUAUCUCGCCCACGCGAACUGCCGAGCCAUAUGAGACGGUCGAGUGCGGACCGACAUCAACGCCCAACAUUGGGUGUUAUCCGGAGCGCGAGGAUUCCAUGGCGGCAUACGUGAACGCAUUGGCCUGGUGGAUUACGAAGGAAAAGCACUAUGCUGAGAAAUCCGUCUAUUAUAUGGAUGCCUGGUCUAGCACGAUACAAGCUCACAACAACAGCAACGCACUACUACAGGCGGCCUGGUCGGCCGCUAAUUGGGUUCGUGCAGGUGAAAUCAUGCGCUCGAGCUAUAAACACUGGUCCAAGAAGAGUAUCAAGAGGUUCUCUGACAUGCUGCGAAACGCCUACAUCCCCCUCAUCGAGGACGGCGCCCCACAGAAGAACGGAAACUGGGAACUAGUGAUGAUUGAAUCUUGCAUAGGGGCUGCCGUCUUCCUUGAAGAUGCAGCUCUAUACGAAAAGUCCUUGGAGUUAUUCUCCAGCCGGGUUCCCGCGUACAUCUACCUGACCUCUGAUGGGGAGUAUCCCGUGCAAGGCCGUGGUCGGAUCAAUACUACCUCGGAGAUUAUCAAAUACUGGCAGAAUCAAAAAACCUUCCCAGUCAGUGGCAUCACGCAGGAGACCUGCCGAGAUCUUGCCCACACCAGCUUUGGUAUCUCAUCAAUCUCUCACAUCGCCGAGACACUGCGUAUCCAAGGUAUUGAUGUGUGGAGAUCCACAGACGUGGGUGCGCGUGUUAAGGCGGCCCUCGAGUUACAUACUGCCUUGGAUUCAAAACAGAAGCCCGUUCCUGAGUGGCUGUGCAAUGGCAUUAUUUCCGACACAAUGAAUCCAAGUUAG